UCCCCUCUGCCCGCCAUGGCGGGGUCUAGCAGCCUGUGGGGCACAGAGCCGCCCCACUUCCUGGAGGCCUUCGGACGGCUCUGGCAGGUACAGAGCUGGCUGGGCAGCGGCUCCUCGGCCUCUGUGUACUGGGUACGAUGCUGCGGGACUCCUGGAUCGCCACCUGGGGCCCUCAAACAAUUCCUACCACCCGGGACCACUGGGGCCAUAGCCUCGGCCACCGAAUACGGCUUUCAUAAGGAGAGGGCAGUGCUGGAACAGUUACAAGGCCACCGAAACAUCAUGACCCUGUAUGGAGUAUUUACUAUCCAAUUUCCUCCAAAUAUGCCAUCAUACUGUCUACUUCUUGAACUACUGGAUGUCAGUGUUUUGGAACUGCUUUUAUAUUCUAGUCAUCAAGGGUGUUCCAUGUGGAUGAUCCAACACUGUGCCAGAGGUGUUUUAGAGGCCCUGGCUUUUCUUCACCAUGAGGGCUAUGUUCAUGCAGACCUAAAGUCAUGUAACAUACUGUGGAGUGCAGAGAAUGAAUGCUUUAAACUUAUUGACUUUGGUCUUAGCUUCAAGGAAGGCAAUCAGGAUGUAAAGUAUAUCCAGACAGACAGGUAUCAGGCUCCAGAAGCAGAAAUACAGAAUUGUUUGGCCCAGGCUGGGCUACAGAGUGAAACAGAAUGUACCUCAGCUGUUGAUUUGUGGAGCCUCGGAAUCAUCUUGCUGGAAAUGUUCUCAGGAAUGAAACUGAAACAUAUGAUCAGAUCUCAGGAAUGGAAGGUAAACAGUUCAGCUAUCAUUGAUCACAUAUUUGCCAGUAAAGCUGUGGUGACCUCUGCAAUCCCAGCCUAUCACCUCAGAGACCUUAUCAAAAGCAUGCUUCAUGAUGACCCAAGCAGAAGAAUUCCAGCUGAUAUGGCAUUCUGUAGUCCCUUCUUUAGCAUUCCUUUUGCCCCUCAUAUUGAAGAUUUGGUGAUGCUUCCUACGCCUGUGCUAAGAUUGUUCAAUGUAUUGGAUGAUGACUAUCUCGAGAAUGAGGAAGAAUAUGAAGAUGUUGUAGAAGAUGUGAAAGAAGAGUGUCAGAAGUAUGGGCCAGUGGUGUCUCUGCUUGUUCCAAAGGAGAACCCAGGCAGAGGUCAGGUCUUUGUUGAAUAUGCAAAUGCAGUGGAGCAGGAUAAAGGGAUCUUAUCACUUAACCCUCCCAGCCUCCUGGCCAAAUUAAAACUCAGGUAG
Messenger RNA from Monodelphis domestica (gray short-tailed opossum), 1221 nucleotides. The record is from RefSeq and is a predicted model, not a curated record. NCBI's taxonomy places the organism in Eukaryota, Metazoa, Chordata, Mammalia, Didelphimorphia, Didelphidae.